AUGUUUCAGGAAUCAGACUUUAUCCGAGAAGUUGCUAGUUGCUUAGAAGAUUCAUUGAUUACUUGGCCCAAUGAUACAUGGAAAGAUUCUCUUCUUAAAUCCAAUUAUGACAAAGAACUUAAGAGAGGAUAUCCCAUCAGACCAGAACUCCUUCAAGCAAUUGAAGAAUCAAAAAUUUCAAUUAUCAUCCUCUCGCAAAACUAUGCUUUUUCCACUUGGUGUUUGGAUGAACUUACCAAGAUUGUUCAAUGCAUGGAUUCUUGGGGACAUAUGGUGAUUCCAAUUUUUUAUGAUGUGGAUCCAUCAGUAGUAAGAAAACAAAUCGGAAACUUUAAUGAAGCCUUUGCAGGACAUGAAGAUACUUUCAAGGAGGAUGUGGGAAAGGUCCAAACAUGGAGGAGAGCCUUAACAAAGGUGGCCAAUCUAUGUGGAUGGGAUGCAAAGAACAGGUAUGAAUCUGAACUCAUAAAAGACAUCGUCAAGGAAAUAUUAAAUAAAAUUAAUACUUCAGCUUCGGUAAAUAUCAAGAAUUUGGUAGGAAUAAAUUCACGUUUGGGGAGUAUAAGGAAUCUUAUAGGUACUGAACCUGAUGUUCGAAUGAUUGGCAUCUUUGGAAUGGCAGGGAUAGGAAAAACAACUAUUGCAAGAGCUAUUUAUAUGUCGAUUUCUAGUGAAUUUGAAGGUAAUUGUUUUCUUGCUAAUGUUGGCGAAAUUUCAGACAAAUAUGAUGGUUUGGUUUCUUUACAAAGGUAUGAAUCUGAACUCAUAAAAGACAUCGUCAAGGAAAUAUUAAAUAAAAUUAAUACUUCAGCUUCGGUAAAUAUCAAGAAUUUGGUAGGAAUAAAUUCACGUUUGGGGAGUAUAAGGAAUCUUAUAGGUACUGAACCUGAUGUUCGAAUGAUUGGCAUCUUUGGAAUGGCAGGGAUAGGAAAAACAACUAUUGCAAGAGCUGUUUAUAUGUCGAUUUCCAGUGAAUUUGAAGGUAAUUGUUUUCUUGCUAAUGUUGGCGAAAUUUCAGACAAAUAUGAUGGUUUGGUUUCUUUACAAAGGCAACUUCUUUGCCAAAUUCUAAGGGAAAAGGAAAGAAAAAUAAGCAUAUGGGAUAUCGACAUGGGAAUUUGUGAGAUUAAAAACAGGCUGCAACAUAGAAAAGUUCUUGUUGUUAUCGAUGAUGUGACUCAUAUAAACCAGUUAGAAUUUCUAGCGGGAGAAUCUACUUGGUUUGGUUUAGGUAGUAGAAUCAUAAUAACAACGAGAAAUAAACAUUUGUUGAAAAUACAACGUGUGAAUGAGACGUAUGAAGCUGAGGAACUAAAUCAUGAUGAAGCUGUUCAACUUCUCAGCUUGAAAGCCUUCAAAGACCAUCAACCUUCAGAAGGCUACCAAGAGCUGUCCAAUCGUGUUGUAAGCUAUGCUAGUGGUAAUCCAUUAGCUCUCGAAGUUUUGGGUUCUUUUUUGUUUGGAAGAACUAUGGAUGAAUGGAAAGAUGCUCUAAAAAGAUUGAGCAAAGAUUCUAACAAGGAGAUUUUGGAUAGACUACAAAUAAGUUUUAAUGGACUAGAAGAAUCUGAGAAAAAGAUAUUUCUUGAUAUUGCGUGUUUCUUUAAAGGUCAUGAUAGAGAUUAUGUGACAAGAAUACUAGAUGGCUCUGGUUUCUAUCCAAUUAUUGGCAUAAACUGUCUCAUUGAGAAAUGUCUCAUAACUGUUUCAACAAACAAUCAAUUGUGGAUGCAUGAUUUGUUACAAGAAAUGGGUCGACAAAUUGUUAAGAAAGAAUGUCCUAAUGAACCUGGACAACGAAGUCGACUGUGGGAGGAAGCCGACAUUCGUCAUGUGUUGACUAAAAAUACAGGAUCUGAACGAGUUGAAGGCAUCAUGGUUGACAAAGAAUUAAAUUUGAGUGCAAGUGCUAAAGCUUUUUCAAAUAUGAUUAAUCUAAGAUUACUCAAAAUCCACAAUGUGCAACUUCCUGAAGGUAUAGAGUACCUUUCCCAUAAGUUGCUCAUACUGGAAUGGCAUGGAUAUCCUUUGAAAUCCUUGUUACUACCAAAUUUGCAAUUUGAUGAAAUUAUUGAACUUGACAUGAGCAAUAGCAGCAUCGAGCACCUAUGGGAGGGAAGCCAAAAUUUGGAAAAAUUGAACUCCAUCAAUUUGAGGAAUUGUCGAAAAUUGACCAAAACUCCAGACUUCAUAGGAAUCUCAAAUCUUGAGAAGGUGAUUCUUGAAGGAUGCAUAAUGUUACGAGAGAUUCACCCAUCUUUGUUUGUUCACAAAAACAUCAUUGUUUUGAGCUUGAGAAAUUGUAUAAAUCUUACUUUUCCAAGCAAGAUUUAUAUGGAAUCCCUUCAACUUCUGGAUCUCUCUGGCUGCUUCCAACUUCAAAGUUCAGAAGAAGAAAGUUUAGAGAGGAAAUUUAACAUAGGGAGAGAUGCAACAAGAAAACUUAAAAUUAUGAAAUCGCCCCUUCUUAUUGUAGAGAUUCUUAAAAAUCUUUUUUCUCAUGGAUACAGAGGACCAUCACUAAGCAGACAAAAUCCCAGAUGGUAUUCACGGCUAAUUGCUGGUUGGAUGCCAAGAAGAAGUUCAAACGCGCUUAAUUGUCGGCUGCCUUCUUUGCUAGGUUGUCAUUCUUUAACGGAUUUGAAUCUCAGUGACUGUAAUUUGAGGGAAGACGCAUUGCCCAAGAAAUUUUGGGACUUACGGGGACUAAGGAGUUUAGAUUUAAGCAGAAACAAUUUUGUCUCACUACCUGAAAGCAUAAGUCGUCUUUCAAUGAUCGACACUUUUUCAUUGGAGGGCUGCAAGAACCUUCAAUCUCUUCCAGAAGUUCCGUUCAUGACGUCGUUUCUUAAAGUAAGUGGUUGUGUUUCACUAGAUAUUUCGUCAGUUCAAAAAAGAUUUUGGGGGUUGUUCACAAACUUGGUUUGUGUUUUUGCUGUGAAUUGCCCAAACUUGCACCGCUGCACCAGAGCUACGGCAUUUUCAGUUCUGAAAGAUUACCUUGUACUCUACAUCAGUUUCCAUCGCUCCCGCAAUCCUAAUUUUUCAAUUACACCAUACCGGAGAAGGUUAUUUCAUGUCGCAGCUCCUGGAAACGAAAUUCCGGAGUCUUUCCAUCAGAAAGAGGGUUCUUCAAUAAUAAUACAUAGGCAUCCUGAUGUGUAUAACAAUAGUAAGUUGGUCGGAUAUGUUAUGUGCUGUGUUUUUGUUGUCAAUAAACAUCCACCUUGGGAAGACGAUUGCAUCCCGUUGAGUUACGGUGACAGACAUCGGAUUCGCUUCUACUCAUCUUCUGUUGACAAACAUAUUUGUGAAGUUGUUCCUGCUGUUUCAUUUGAAGCUGAGAAAUCUGGCCAGGCUAUGUCAGAUCAGACUUGGUUAAUAUUCUUUUCUCGGAGAGAAUGCAAGGAAAUAUGUAACCCCAUUAAGGGUUCAUUUAGAGUGGUGAGGGGAGCUGGAUUAGAGGUGAAGAGGUGUGGAGCUCGUCCGAUAUAUGAAAAAGAAGUGGAAGAUCUAUUCAAUGAGUCCAGUAACUCAGCUUUCUCGAAUUUAAAUAUAUUCCCUUAUGAAGAUUUUGUUGAAUCAACCAUGGAUAAUCAAUCAGAAUCCACAGACCUAGAGCGCAGUGUAAGUUCCAGCUGUGACCUGGAAACAAGAGCUGCUGCUAUCGACGAUUUAUUUGGUCAUCUGAAUCAACCGGCGUCGGAGCUAAAAGAUUUUGUUGGUAGAUCAACAACAGAUGUAAUUGUCAACAUUAACCAAAGCAUUGUUAGAAAUAAAGAGGCCGAAUCUAGUGCAAGUAACCGCUGUGAGGAGGAAACAAAAUUUGCUGUCAACAAGUUUCUCAAUACAUUGGUGCCGGAGAUAAAAGAUUUUGUUAGAUCGACCACCAAGCGAGGACGUGAUGAGGCAGAAUCUGGUGAAAAUAGUUGUUGUGACAAUGACGAACCACAAGCUAAAAGAACUAAAGUAGAAAUCUCAAUUGUAGGCAAAAGGCCAGGAAUUGAAUCCUAUGGAUUUGUUCUCUGAAUAUAUCAGUACGAGCUAGAAUCUUAUGAGUGUGUGAUAAAGUUGGUAAAGAUAAAAGACUUCAACUUUUUCUUGUUUCAAUAAAUCUUGAACAACUAAAUUUGUGUUGCGUAUGCUUAAAAGUUGAUAUGUCCGAAGAGAUGACAUCAAAUAUUCUAUUUGGACAUCAACAUGUGUGAGUUAUUGGAUUUAUGUUCUUAAUUUGCUUGUGUGAAUUAAU
Molecule: messenger RNA, 4249 nt
Organism: Pistacia vera
Lineage: Eukaryota; Viridiplantae; Streptophyta; Magnoliopsida; Sapindales; Anacardiaceae
Product: disease resistance protein RML1B-like
Exons: 9
Coding region: 1-4029 (1342 amino acids)
Biological process (GO): defense response; signal transduction
Molecular function (GO): ADP binding; protein binding
Source: RefSeq, a predicted model, not a curated record